Messenger RNA from Eutrema salsugineum, 964 nucleotides. Its product is annotated as protein SRC2 homolog. Gene Ontology annotation, biological process: defense response. The transcript has a single exon. NCBI's taxonomy places the organism in Eukaryota, Viridiplantae, Streptophyta, Magnoliopsida, Brassicales, Brassicaceae. The record is from RefSeq and is a predicted model, not a curated record. The coding region runs from base 18 to 830 and encodes 270 amino acids.
CUAGCUUUUUGCAUUUUAUGUUUGGUAGUUUCAAAAUGGAGACGAGAUCUCUAGAAAUAACGGUGGCAUCAGCAAAAGGGCUUGAGAAAGUCUCGAAGAUGGAUGUUUUUGUGGCCGUGAAGUUAUCCGGCGAUCCCAAAUGCUCCGACCACCGUGAGCAGCGGACACAAAUGGCAAUACACAGUGGAACAAGCCUCAAAUGGAUCAAUGAAGUCGUGAAAUUUACAAUCGACCAAACCUUAGCUCAGGCUAACCGGCUCGUGCUCACUUUCAAGAUCAAGUGCGAGCAACGUGGAGGAGGAGAUAAAGACAUCGGCGAGGUUCACAUUCCGGUGAAAGAGCUUUUGGAUCAUCUCGGAAACGACAAGGCCGGUCAAAGAUACCUCACCUAUAAAAUCAAGAAGGCUAACGGAAAACCAAGAGGCGAUAUCAGUUUCACUUAUUCCUUUGCCAGUCCGGUGGUGGCUACGACCGGUGCCGGCUGCUCACGCUACGUAGCUCACGAGCCAAUGCGUCCUCCUGCGGCAAUGACGUACCGACCUGUUUCGAACGGACCUGUGUUGAGUCAGUUGCUUCCAAGUGUCGGUUCGUUUAGUUAUGGCUACGUUCCUUCUCAGCCACCGAUUUAUCCACCAUUUACUCAGCCCGAGACUCUGCCGCCGGCAUGCUUCCCCGGCUUGUAUCCGCCUCAUGUGUAUCCGAUGAAUCACGUACCGGAAUGUCCACCUACGAUGUUUCCACCUAUAUUUCCCGGCUUAUCACGUCCGCCUGAAGGCUAUCCUACGGCACAACCGGCACUAUAUCCACCGAUGAGUCCUUACAGAUUUUAAACGGGUCAACAUCUCGGAGCUAAGUCGCCGGGAGGAGAUUUGUAGACUUACUUAUUUUAUCAUUUUCUCUCAACUUGUGAUUUUUUUUCUUUUUACUUUUUUUUUGAACAAAAUAACAUUUUACUUUCUAUGCA